This is a messenger RNA of Carya illinoinensis, 581 nucleotides long. RefSeq lists its product as uncharacterized. NCBI's taxonomy places the organism in Eukaryota, Viridiplantae, Streptophyta, Magnoliopsida, Fagales, Juglandaceae. The record is from RefSeq and is a predicted model, not a curated record. The transcript has 3 exons. The coding region runs from base 67 to 453 and encodes 128 amino acids.
ACAUCGAAUCUUCAACGGUUGUCGAUUUUCAUAGCUCAACGCGACACGGGACGCCCUGGCAUUGAAAUGCAGGCGCUGCAACAGGCGAAAGAAUUUCGCAGUGUGCUCGGUUUCUUGACUCGUUGCCUGAACUCGUCGUUCGAUCUGGGAACAAUUGUAUGCAUACUCGAAACCGCAAUUUCCUUCCUGUAUAUGUGUUUGGUUCGACAACGACUCUCAGACGCCCAGAUCCGGUCCCAUCAUAGGUGUCCCGUUUCCAAAUGUCUUCUCCACCAAAACCCAUAUCACUUCCUGUUGACACUUUGUUGCAUUGCUGGAAGAAUUAGUAAGGUAGCAAAAGCUGUUGACCAACGCGUUCAUAAAUGUCAUAUAGGUUUUGAUAUUGCAUUGGAAAUCUUUUGGAGUUCAGUGUUUAGCAUGCUUGUCCUGUCAUCCUAUCUGUCCCUUGCUUGAGCCACUUUUGGAUUCCUUUUGUACGUUACCUGCAUCAGUAUCUUUCUUCCUGUAUGCCUAGGAUUUUCUAGGGAGGCACUGGCCAGUAAGGAGAGAACACUGAUGUUAACAUUGUCCAUGUCAAUCUA